UGACGGCUACUAAAUUGACAAGUGAAUAAAAACAGUUUGGUACAACAAACAAAAGGAAAUAUACUAUAAAUAUUGAAUUUAAGUAUCAUUUCAAUUGUGGUAAAGACUUAAUGAAGUCUAUAAUAUAUAUAUUUAGAAAAAAAGACAACACAAGAUACGCAUCGCAACACUUUGUUUUAAAAGUAGGGUUAUAUUUUGAUUCAAGGUGAUUAUUUUACAAGAUACAAGAUUUUGACGUCUGGUCUUAAAGUACUCCGCCUUAUAUGGGUUGAAAAGGUUAACCUUAAGUUCUUGAAUUAGUGUGCAUUAAGAUUUCAUUAUGAGUGACCGCGAGAAGCCCAGUGUUUCUGAAUCCCAAGAUGACAAAGAAAAGAAAAUCGUCAGAACUCCUACGCAACCAAUGUCUACAGGAUCAAGUAGCCGUAGCUAUUUUGCAAAUGAACCACUACAGUUCAGAGUGAAAGGGUCAACAAUCACAAGUGCCUCACCACCCAACUUCGUCACUCUGGAAGAUAUUAUGAAAGCAGCUCAUGGUAUGCAGAACAUGGCUUUAGCUCAUGAAAUAGCUGUUGAUCAGGACUUUAAGCUAGAACCGUUUGAGCCUCCCGAUAAUAGUUAUCAAAAGUUAGUAAAAGAAACAAUGCACAAAGCAUAUUUUGAUAUUUUAAGAGAACAAAUAAACUCGGAUCCACCUGAACAUAAACAGGCCCUUGUGUUACUUGAAGAUGUGAAGCAGGGUCUUUUCUCUAUCUUGCUUCCUCGUCACACUCGUAUUAAGGAUAUGAUUGAGGAAGUAUUAGAUACAGAUUUUAUUAAACAACAAGCCGACAACAACAGCCUUGACUUCCAGAAGUAUGCCAAUUUUGUGAUAGAUUUGAUGGCCAAGUUAGCCGCUCCAGCCAGAGAUGAAAUGAUCCAAAACAUAACUAAGCUAAGUGACACUGUUGACAUAUUUCGAGCCAUUCUUGAAACUCUGGAAGUGCUGAAGCUAGAUUUAGCGAACACUCUGAUAGCAAUGAUACGUCCUCACGUGCAACAAGAGAGUGUGCAGUACGAGAGGGCAAAAUUCGACGAAAUGUUACAACUGGCAGAAGAUGGCUUGCAAUAUACCAGAGAAUGGUUGCUGAGGCACGUUGACAAGUCUGACCUAAGCUUGCCUGUAACUGAUGCCAAUAUAAUAAGAAACGUCACAGCACAAACAUUAGCGAAAGCAUAUCUAGAACUGCUGGAUUGGGAUGAAUCACAAAACUACCCUGAGACGGUGACACUUGACAAGCCUCGAUUCACAGAACUCGGUGUCCAAAAGUACCGACUUAUUUGCGCCGCGUCCUUAUUGUUGGUAAGCCCCUCGUGUAGCGGAGACUCCCAUCCUCAGCAUAAACAAAGCCUCAAAGAAAAACUUAUUAUUAUUCUCGACACCACCAGCAAUGACACUGAACUUAAAGCCGUGCUUCCAUCGAUAGCUGAAGAAGUAAUAAUGGUAACGGAACAACUCAUUGAAGAUCUCGGCCAGGAUCCAUUAUCGAGUGAUACAAAGGAACUAGUCAGGAGUCAGAUUUUAUCGCUUCGAGAUCCUGAACACAGAGUCAGACAGAUUGUUCAUCAAAGACUCCAUGAAUUCUUAAAGAUGAUAUUAGUAUGCGCGGGUGGCUCUCGUCAGAUACCUGCCGGCUUGUCUGCCUUUGCCAAGGAACUGACGUCAGUCGCUGGUACUCUGCUUCGUUGCGUGAUGCACAAUAAAGCUGUAUUCACACAACAUUACCUCGACAUUAUUGAGGAGGAGUUAAGUAAGAAUUAGGAUUUUGAAUCUGUUUCCAAAUGUCACUGUCAACAUCGUGUGUCAAAUACUGAAGGAAAUAAUUAAUUACAAUUUUAUCUUUUUUUUUAUUUUCACUUUGUAAGCUUAUUGCACUAAUUAAUUAUUUAUAUUGUAAUGUGUGGUCACUUAACACAAUAAUAUGACAUCUUGAAAAUCUUAAAUAAAAAAAAAAAUUGUCACGGCUCGUCCGGCAGAUGUAAAACAUUGAAAUUUAUGGAUUUGGAAAGAAUAUAUAAUACGUUAAAAAAAACCAUUCUAUAUCAUAUUAUUAUAAAACACAUGCUCAUAGCAACAAAGUAUUAUAUACGCGUCACGCACACACACACACAAGAGUUGAGAGCGGUGACGAAGAGGAAGUGUCGGCCGUGUAGUUUGCCGAUACGAGUAUAUGAACUACAAUUUUAUAAUUAUUAAUAUAAAUGUCUUUUACUAAUUAAUACUUUCCAAUUAACUGUCAAUAUAUUUUUAAAUGCAUUUGCAAUGAAACUCAUAAUUUUGUAAAUAAAAAAACGUGAUUACAAUUUUUUUUAUAUUACUGCGAUAGAAUUUUCGUUCGAUAAAUAUAUUUUGACAAAACAUUUAAAAUCUAGUAAAAUUAAGAAAUAGUUUAUAAUUUGACAAUUUGUUAUUAAUGCCGAUAUAUUAAGCUUAGUAAAAAAUGUAUUUCAACACAAAGUAAUUCGUUGGGUUGUAUUAAAAUUCAGAAUUGUUAUCAAAUAAAUCAUUGUCUUCAAUUGCAUUAUUAUGUAUCAUAUAAAAACAAAAUAAUAUUAUUUUAUGUGAAAUAUGCAAUGGCCUGCAGUCAUAGUGACGUAAUAAGAUAAUAAAAACUUCCAACAACCAAUCAUAUUAACUAACAGUAAUAUAAAGCAUAUGAAAAUAAUCAAAAAACGGUAAAAUAAUUUAAAAAAAAACUAAACUUGAUAUUUAAGAAAAUCACUAAUUUAAAUCAAUGCGAGCAUAUUUUAUUAAACCUUUUUUACUCAGUCAUUAUUGUAUCGCCAAUAUUUUAAUUAAAAAAAAUAUAUUGAGCGGCCAAGCUCAGGGUAUAAUAGCCAGCAGCGCUGGUCUAUUAGAAUUUUAAUAAAAAAAUUAUAUCAAUAUUCUAAAUUUAAAAAUAAGAGGUACCUAAAGCGUUAUCACAUUUUAAAACAAAAUCAAAUUUUAAACGUAGAAUAUUUAUAGCCAACUAUAUAUUAUGUACUAAAUAAAGUUAUUUUUCUUUAUUUAAAUGAAAUAUACAUUGACGUAUAAAAAUUAUUCCUAAUGUCUUAUUGCAUUUAAUUUGCAGUGUCUGAUUAUUAUUGUAAUGCUUUUGUCAAUGAAAUGUUUUUAUUGCAAUAUGAUAAAUUUGCUGCAAUACUAUAUAUAAUAGAUAUAUUAAAUCUAAUGAAUAUUGUAAUAACAUAAGUUUAGUACUCCCUUUAUCUAAAAUAAGUUUAACAUUUUGGAGCAGAAUUUUUAAAAAUUCCAAAAUUACUCAGCAUAUGGUGUGAUUCUCAGGGCGUAGAUCUAUAGCCUAUUCCAAACUCAAAGUGAAGAUAAAUAAACAACUUUGACCUUGAAAAUGAAAUGACAUAAUUGGUCGAGAUCUCCAAUAUUAUAUAAUCUAUGGUAUUCUUUAUGGAUUGGCGUAAAAAUGGCGUUGUGAAUGUCGGUAAAGUUAUAAUCGGAACAUUAGAAAUAAAAUUCAAGUGGAUUUAUAUAACUAAUCAAUGACAUAGUGUAGUGUAGUAUUAUAAAUAAAGAUAUAUUAUUCAAUAAUUAAUGUUCGCAGUAUAAUAAAGCAGAUCUAUUAUCAAAUCGCAUGGAAUAUGUUAAUCUUAAAUUUGUUUGCCCUUAUUCCUUCUGCCAUUACAAUAUGAUAUAAUAGCAUUAUUUCUUAUUAUUAUUAACAUUAUUACUAUUAAUUUCGACGCCAAUUUUUUUUAUGAAAACAGACAGAAAAAGACCUCUGCUUUAAAUUAAUAAUAAAAACAUAAUUAACCAAUCAAGCAUGAGUAUAAAAAGCAAUGUUUUACUUAUUAAAUAAGAACAUGGAGUCGUAUAAUAUUACAAUUUUGUUUGAGAAUUUUAUGGCGCAACAAACAUUUAUAAAAAUGUGAUGUAUUCUAGAUGAAUAGUGCAAAUAAAACGAAUAAAGCUUU
Molecule: messenger RNA, 3966 nt
Organism: Nymphalis io (European peacock)
Lineage: Eukaryota; Metazoa; Arthropoda; Insecta; Lepidoptera; Nymphalidae
Product: T-complex protein 11-like protein 1
Exons: 9
Coding region: 320-1798 (492 amino acids)
Biological process (GO): signal transduction
Source: RefSeq, a predicted model, not a curated record